Messenger RNA from Chaetomium strumarium, 2192 nucleotides. RefSeq lists its product as uncharacterized. The record is from RefSeq and is a predicted model, not a curated record. Bases 85 to 2061 code for a protein of 658 amino acids. The transcript has 3 exons. Gene Ontology annotation, molecular function: FAD binding; oxidoreductase activity. Lineage: Eukaryota; Fungi; Ascomycota; Sordariomycetes; Sordariales; Chaetomiaceae.
GUGGCCGGAACGUGGCUUCUCUCCUCCUUCCUCAGGCCUUUGGACCAUCGCGACAAGCCCCUCGUUGAUCUUGUCCCGACCGCCAUGGCUGUCCUCUCGUUUCAGCGCGCCCUGCUUCUGGCAGGAGCCGUGCUUCCCCUCCAGGGCUUCGCCCAGACUAUCACCACCGAAGACGGCACCGUGAUCCCCGCCGAACCCGCCACAGUCGCCCCGGCCGCCGAGCCCGUGCCCGAGGUCGACGACGGCGCCCUUCUGCUGACGGACAGCGUGCUGGCCAACCUGACCGGUCUCCAGCUGACCGACAUUCAACUCUUCCAGUUCGAUGGCGAUGCCACCGGCACGUCUGGCGUCGAGAAGCGCGCCAGCGUGGGCGACUGCAAGGUGUACCCCGACGACUGGAGAUGGCCCUCGCGCCUGGCCUGGAAGGUGUUCGACCUGCUGACGGGCGGCGCCCUCAUCGAGACGGUGCCCAUCGGCGCCGUCUGCUACCCCAACAGCGGCGUGUACAACGCGGCGAAGUGCUCUGACAUCAUCGCGCACUGGACCGAGUCCGCCACUCACGCCAGCGAUCCCACCUCGGUCAUGUCGCCGCUCUACCAGGGCGAGACGUGCAUGCCGCAGAACGGCAACACGUCGACGUGCACGCUGGGCGGCUUCCCGUCGUACGCCGUGCGGGCCGACCACGUCUACCAGAUCCAGCUGGCCAUCAACUUUGCGCGCGCCACGGGCGUGCGGCUAAUCGUCAAGAACACGGGCCACGACUUCCUGGGCAAGUCGGUCGGCAUGGGCGCGCUGUCGAUCUGGACGCACAACCUCAAGAAGGUCAAGUUCAUCAAGUCCAUCAAGACCCCAUCGUACACGGGCCCGGCCAUGGAGAUCGGCGCGGGCAUCCAGGUCGGAGAGCUGUACGCGGCGGCCAAGCAGUACGGCGUGACGGCGGUCGGCGGCGAGUGCAAGGGCGUCGGCGUGGCCGGCGGCUACUCGGCCGGCGGCGGCCACUCGCCCAUGUCGAGCAAGUACGGGCUCGGGUCGGACCAGGUGCUGAGCAUCGACGUGGUGCUGCCCAACGGCCGCUUCGUGACGGCCAGCGAGACGCAGAACACCGACCUCUUCUGGGCGCUCCGCGGCGGCGGCGGCUCGACCUUCGGCGUCGUCACGUCGCUGACCGUCAAGGUGUUCCCCAAGAUGACCUUCUCGGGCGUGACGUGGACCAUCACGACCGGCAACGACACCACCAACCCGGACGCGGUCUUCUGGGAGGCCAUGUACGCCUACUGGCGCAAGUUUCCCGAGUACGCGUCGCAGGGCUCGUACGGCUACGGCAUGAUCUUCCCGCGCGGCGCCCCCGGCUCGGGCUACACGUGGACCAUGAACCCGUGGAUGGUGCCCGGCAUGGCGUUGGCCGACUUCAAGGCCAUGGUGCAGCCGCUGCUGGACGAGUGGACCGCGCUGGGCUUCGACUUCAGCGCCGCCACCUUCUUCGAGCACGACAACUUCUACGACGCCUGGACCACCCACUUUCCCACCGAGGGCGUGGCCAACUCCAACCUGCGCACCGCCUCGCGCAUGUACCCGCGCUCGGCCUGGGCCAACGAGACGUACCGCGAGGCCAUGUUCGACGCCGUGCGCUCCGUCAUCGAGGAGGGCUCCGCGCUGAUCCAGUACAACAUGAACCCGGCCCAGCCGGCCGGCACGCCCGACAGCGGCGCCAACUCGCACUGGCGCGACGCCGUCUGGUUCGGCAUCAUGGGCACCGGCUGGGCGCCGGGCCUGUCGGGCGCCGACUUCGACGCUGUGCAGAAGAAGAUCACCGACGACUGGAUGGGCCGCCUGCGCGUGUACGGGCCCGGCGGCUAUCUCAACGAGGGCGACGUCAUGGAGCCCGACUUUGCCGACGCUUUCUACGGCACCAACUACGACCGCCUGCUGCAGAUCAAGCGCCGCGUCGACCCCUACGACCUCUUCUGGGCCCCGACCGCCGUCGGGUCCGAGCGCUGGAAGGUGCAGAACCAGGGCUGGCUCACGCUGCAGACUGGCAAGCUGUGCAAGGUGUCGGAGUGAUUUUCUUCUCCUUUCGUUUUUUGGUGGGGAAGGUGUGUGUGUGCGCAUACACUACAUGCCGCGUUCCUUCUUGAUGUGUAUAGUUUCCUUGGUGUGGUAAUAAUCGGUGGUUGGUGCCUAGCAUAAAUAUC